AUGACACAGCCGGAUAAUCUGUGUGAAACUUUCUACCCUAAAAUGAAAAUGGAAAAUAAUGAAGGAAUAAAUAUGAAUCAGUUAAUUGACAGAAAAAUAUCUUUACAAAAUUCAAUAGGAACCGGAGUUACACCAUGGCUAAUGUACUUUUGUGCAUUUGCAGCUGACUUACCUUUGAUAACUGUUGGCAGUUGUUUGGUUUGGGGCUCACCAGCAAUUCCGAAAUUAAGAUCAAAUGACACCGAAAUUAACCCCUUAGGAGAACCCAUCACACCAUUCCAAACUUCAGUAAUAGUGUCAGCUUCACACUUUACUACGAUAUUUCUCUUAUUAAUAUUGGCUAAAGUGUCCAAUGUACUGGGACGUAGAAAAUGUUUAAUACUGCAUUCACUUUUCUUGGUUAUUUGUUUAAGUGCAGUUGCAAUGGCUACAAAUAUAUAUGUUUACUAUAUAUUUUUCCUUCUAAAUGGUAUAAAUGUAUCUGGUCUAUACAUUAACUCGACGUGUUAUAAUAGUGAAGUUGCAGAUGACAAGAAUCGAGCCUGGAUGGGUUGCGUAGAUGGUCUUUGCUUGCCUCUUGGUACUUUACUUGCAUUUACUUUUGGAUCAUUUACAAGCAUACGAGUGUAUACGUUACUCUGUGCUGCACCUGCUUUUAUUUAUCUCAUAGUAUCCCUUUUCACCGUGGAAUCACCAAUGUUUUUAUUGUACAAACAUAAAAAUGAGGAAGCAUUCAAAACAUUAGAGAAAUUAAGAAGGCAUAGAAACAUGGAAGAUAUUCAAUCGGAAUUCGAUAGAUUGAAAGAUUUAAGUUUAGAAGUAAACUGUCAAAAGAGUAAGUGGUGCGAUAUUUUUAGUACUCGUUCAUCAAGGAAAGCUUUGUUUAUUGCAUCACUGCUAUUCGUCUCUCAACAAACGAGUGGCGUGUCUACCAUUUUAGCAUAUGCAGGUACAAUAUUUACUGAAGCCGGUGCUUCGGUAUCAGCUAACACAGUCAGUGUUUUAAUGGGUGCUAUGCAGGUAUUUGUAAAUCUUAUGGUGGUUUCAUCAGUUAAUACAUUAGGCAGAAGAAGACUUAUUCUCGUAUCUUUGCUAGGAUGUUCUGUAUCAACAUUUACCUUAGGAAUAUAUUUUUAUUUGAAAAGCUACUCUUCCGUUGAGGAGUUUAACUGGCUGCCAGUUGUAUGUGCCUUAACAUUUAUGAGUUCAUACGCUCUAGGACUAGGACCUAUUAUUCCAUCUUACGUAAGUGAGCUAUUUCCCAAUGACACUAGAGCAACCGGUGUUGCUAUGACUGCCAUAUUUGAUGCAGUUGUAGCUUUUUCUGUCAAUUUUGGAUUUCCUCUGUUGAUGGACCGGCUUGGAAUUUAUGGUUGUAUGUUCAUAUACAGUGGAUUUGGCUUUUUAGGAUUUCUCACAAUAUUUCGGGUUUUACCGGAAACAACAGGCAAGGGUUUUAAUGAAAUUCAGUUACUCCUAAAGGAAAAAUCAAGAAAAUAUUACACCCUUCCAAUGGCACUACAGCCAAUACAGGGUUCUUCUACAGCUUCUUUCAGCAAGCUUCUCCAAUCAUGUAGAUUUGUAGAUUUAUUUCUGUUUCCCAUGCACGCGUUCAUAGGAGGUUUUUGGCAUCCUCAUCUACUUGGUAUUCCCAAAUAG
Diabrotica virgifera virgifera (western corn rootworm) is the source of this 1659-nucleotide messenger RNA. Its product is annotated as probable metabolite transport protein CsbC. Gene Ontology annotation, molecular function: transmembrane transporter activity. The record is from RefSeq and is a predicted model, not a curated record. The coding region runs from base 1 to 1659 and encodes 552 amino acids. Gene Ontology annotation, biological process: transmembrane transport. The transcript has 3 exons. Gene Ontology annotation, cellular component: membrane. Lineage: Eukaryota; Metazoa; Arthropoda; Insecta; Coleoptera; Chrysomelidae.